Molecule: messenger RNA, 240 nt
Organism: Penicillium daleae
Lineage: Eukaryota; Fungi; Ascomycota; Eurotiomycetes; Eurotiales; Aspergillaceae
Exons: 1
Coding region: 1-240 (79 amino acids)
Source: RefSeq, a predicted model, not a curated record
AUGUCUACCCGCACCCACUCCAUCGCCCCUCCCACAACCGCUGAUGCCUUCGCCGCAUACUCGCAAGACAUCUCCCGCGCUAUCAUCACCUCCACCCACACCAAGACCAACAAGCUCUCCCACGAUCUGGUUGACGGGAUGCCUCCCGCACCACCACCUUCGCCGGUCAGCUUUGCCAUUGACAGUAAUGGCGGGAACAUUGCCAAGAGGGAGAAGAUUCCUUGCUUGAGUUUGGAGUAA